AUGGACCAAUCAUGCCCCACUAAAGGGCUUGGGAGUCACCCAACGGGGGUCUCACACAAUGUGUCUAUUUGUGCAUUGGAGUACAUAUUGGCAGAGAGUAAGAGAGCAAAUUCAGUUGGAAUUAAUGUUGCAACACGUGGGUGUGUUCUUAGGCGCACACAUGAUUUACCUUGUACUCACAAGAUUGCAGAUUAUAUGAGACAAGGCCGUCCUAUUCCAUUCAGUAGCAUACAUGUACAUUGGACGCCACUUACUAUAUGUGUGCAUAAUCUGAAGGUUGAGAAGUUGGAAUUGACUUGUAUCCCAAAACUUGAAUUGAUUUUGAAGCGGUUCAAAGAGUCUGAUAUUGCCACGCAAUUGAAUAUAUUGAAAGAGUUGAGGGAAAUUGCAAAUCCAACUAGCACUUUUCUUAUUGAGCCUAAUGUGAAACCUAAUCCACGUCGAGGACAUAAGAAAAUUGAUAUAUCUUGUCGUCGUGACCCGUGUGCAUUUAAGUUGGUUGACGAUGUACAUGAUAGCCAGAGCACAUUAGCUUCUAGUCAGUCAAAGAAAAAGAAAGCUUCAAAAGUGCAUGAGAAGAAGCGGGAUGUAAAGACAAAGACAUAUCGUACAAGAACAAGUUUACCGAGUGCAUAUGCCGGUGACUUCCCGCCUAUGUUAAUACCAUUCAUAAAAUUGAUGAAGGAUGUAGAUGGUGAUGGGAGUUGUGGAUUUAGAGCUAUUGCAAGUUUACUUGGUCUUGGAGAGAAUGACUGGGUGCAAGUUAGGCGUGAUUUGCUACUUGAAUUGAAUAAUCACAGAGAUAAAUACAUCAUACUAUAUGGGUCGCAUGAGAGGGUUGAGGAGUUGACACAUAUUCUUUUAUAUUUUGAAGAUAGCCCAGGCUUUGAUCGUUGGAUGACUAUGCUUGACAUGAGACAUCUUAUUGCAUCAUUUUAUAAUGUAGUCUUGUACCACUUGUCAUUGCAACAAUAUCUCACUUUCUUAUCUUUGAGAUCACCGCCAAUAACCCUAGUUGAUCGUCACGAGAUUGCCAUUGGAUUUGUCAAUGGAAAUCAUUUUGUGCAGGUAUUUUUGGAAGCCGGUCAUCCAAUUCCUCCCAUUGCCGUGCUUUGGCAAGUUCACCAUCACCCUCGUGCAUCAGAAUGGGAGAAUGCAUAUGUUAGUCGCAUUCAAAAAUUCAAAGACAACAUAGGACCUAAUGUAGUUACUUGA
Camellia sinensis is the source of this 1215-nucleotide messenger RNA. Lineage: Eukaryota; Viridiplantae; Streptophyta; Magnoliopsida; Ericales; Theaceae. The record is from RefSeq and is a predicted model, not a curated record.